This is a messenger RNA of Spirometra erinaceieuropaei, 792 nucleotides long. The record is from the annotation of a GenBank genome assembly. NCBI's taxonomy places the organism in Eukaryota, Metazoa, Platyhelminthes, Cestoda, Diphyllobothriidea, Diphyllobothriidae.
AUGGGCAUGACAGACGCCACAACGGCAGACGUUGAGGCAGUGGAGAAGAAGAAGAAGAAGAAGAAGAAGAAGAAGAUGGAGGGGGAGGAGGAGGAGGAGAAGGAGGAGAAGGAUGCGAGUGGUGGUUCGGGAGGGCUGUCAGUGUUAGUUGACAGCGCAGAAGACGAGGGCUAGGUGGGCAGGGAAAGGACGGUUGGCGUGGUUUGGGCGCUGCCGUUGUCCCGAAAGAGUCCAUUUGGCGCCGGAAUGGCCGCUUACACCGUGGACACGUUGGAGGCGAUUGGGCGUUGGUGUUGCGAGGUGGGUGCAGCUGAGAUUAGCGUGUCUCGCGUGUGGUUUUUGCGGCGAUUAUGCGGUUGGCUUCGAAGAUUGCCGCGUCCGUCUUCACUGUCCUCCUCCAGGUCGGUCCCGAGCGAGGCCUUUCCAGUUGGCCGGGUUGAUCUGCAAGCAUCAGUGGAACAUUUUUAAAAGUGAAAUUACUAAGCUUCGAUGAGAACUCUGACCUAACACAUGGCAAAAUUCACUAGAAUACUCAAAAGUCGGCUACUUAUGGAAAACUAAAGAACGCGGGACCAUAUCCCUACUCUCAGGUCGCCAGACGGAACACCGAUUACUUCUGAUCAUUUUAAAGUUUCCGUUUAUUCGGAUUUAUUGCAGUCAAUUUUCGCUUGAAAUCCUAGUUCUUUUCUUCAUUCCUUCAGAAGUGGGUCUCACUGCAACUCAAAACGAGUGAAAGAGCAGAUGGAGAGGAUCACCAUUGCCUGCUUGGUGGAAGAUGCCUAUCAAAUGUGA